UUUUAUUAAGGAUCUACCUUUGUCUAUAUCAUAAGUUCCUACAUGAAACAUGUGUUCCAGCAUAUAGUUCUGAAUUUCUCAUCCUUCCCAGGUUGAAAAAAGAAGGAAAAAACUAAGUGUACCAUGGGUUCUUUGGUAAAUCCUACCCUUCCCACAAUACACUUUUCUGGGAAAAACUUAGAGCCUGGUUCCACAGCUUGGAUGUCCACGAGUAAAGAUGUUGUUCGUGCACUCGAAGACUACGGUUGUUUUGCUGCAACUUACAGCAAAUUUUCCCUCGGGAUGCACAAAGCAAUUUUUCGUUGUUCGGAGGAGUUAUUUGACCUCCCGACGAAUGUAAAAGUCCAAAACACUUCAGACACGCCAUCCCAUGGAUACGUCGGACAAGAGCCGAUUAUCCCUUUGUAUGAAGGUCUAGGGAUCGAGAAUGCCACAACACGUGAAGGAGUCAAGAAGUUUACCAAUCUCUUAUGGCCAUCUGGAAAUGACCGUUUCUGUGAGACUGCUUUAGAGUACUCGAGGCUCGUUGCAGAACUGGAUCAGGUGGUGAUGAGAAUGGUGUCAGAGAGCUACGGCAUAGAGAGUAGCUACGAGUCGUUGCUUGGGGCAACCUCGUACCUUCUUCGAAUCAUAAAGUAUCGAAAACCAGAGAAAGGUGAAAACGGUUUGGGUAUUGUCCCUCACACGGACAAAAGCUUCAUGACCAUUAUUCACCAAUGCCAGGUAAACGGCCUGGAGAUUAAGACAAAAGAUGGUGAUUGGAUAACCGUCGAUCCGUCUCCCUCCUCCUUCAUCGUCAUGGCGGGUGAUGCUUGUAUGGGAUGGACAAAUGGAAGAAUAGAACCUUCAAUUCACAGGGUCAUAAUUAAGGGGAGUGAGGAAAGAUACUCACUUGGGCUCUUCACAUUCAUAAGGGAUCUCAAGAUACAAGUGCCAGAGGAGCUAGUUGAUGAUCAUCAUCCUGCACAGUUCAAGCCUUUUGACCACUACAAGUUUAUUCACUUUUAUUACACUGAGGAGGGCAGGAAAUCAAACUGUCCUCUUAGGGCUUAUUGUGGAGUUUGAGGUUUCAUAUGUCUGCAUGCACAUGUUAUUUUUAGGUGUGUCUGAAUGUGUCAUGUUUAAUGAUGAAUUAAUGAAAUGUUGUGUAAUAAUUUAUAUAAAUAAAAACAAUUAAAAGCUUGAAGUGUUCAUCAGUGAAGUUGAAAAGACCAGGAUUUGAUCCUUUAUUGUCCAUUAAAA
Molecule: messenger RNA, 1242 nt
Organism: Sesamum indicum (sesame)
Lineage: Eukaryota; Viridiplantae; Streptophyta; Magnoliopsida; Lamiales; Pedaliaceae
Product: putative 2-oxoglutarate-dependent dioxygenase AOP1
Source: RefSeq, a predicted model, not a curated record